AUGGCUAAUAACGAUUACAAUGGGGAGGUGAUCACCAUCGAUUCAGACGACGAUGACUUGGAGGUGACGCACGAGUCGCGUAAUCUUCUUUCUAGCUCAUCAAGUGCGGUAAAGAUCCAGCCCGUGGACAGCGAUGAAGAAGACGCCAACGAUGGCGAGCUAGCGUAUAAGAAGUUCAAGGAACGCAAGUCCCUCAAGCGAAAACAAGAUGCAGCAGCAACCCGCAAGGCCAAAAUGCCCAGGGGAGAUCCAAUUGUUGGUCGAGUAAAAAAAGAGCGACCAACGUCUCAGGCUAAGCGGCCAUUGAAACAAUGGGGCGAGGUGUCUUCGGAGGACGAGUCAAUGGAGAAUAACUUGCCUGGAUAUCUCAAGACCCGUCGCAGUCAGUUCGACCAGAAGCACGAACAUCUGAAAGCUCAUGGACUGAAGCUACCACCCACCUACGAGGAUGUUGAUUUCUCCGAUGACGAACGGCUUGAAGAAUUACAAGAAAGACCUGUCUUUCCGGAUAACACCCGAAAGCAGGAAUAUAAGGACAUCGAACUGCCAUAUUCCAUGGGCAUUAUUCCCGCUCCGAUCGCCCAGUGGUUGCGGCAGUACCAAGUGGAGGGAGUUGCGUUUCUCCACGAGCUGUUUGUAUAUCAAAAGGGUGGUGUCCUAGGAGACGACAUGGGUCUUGGAAAAACCAUUCAGGUGAUUGCUUUCUUGACCGCCGCAUAUGGAAAAACAGGGGACGAACGGGAUGCAAAACGCAUGCGAAAGAUGCGCAGAUCUGAUGACAACGCUUGGUAUCCACGCACGCUCAUCGUGUGCCCGGGAACCCUUAUCGCAAACUGGAGGGCUGAGUUCACGCGCUGGGGGUGGUGGCAUGUUGAUAGCUACCACGGGGAGAACAAGGACCUUGCCCUUGAUGCGGCAAAGUCAGGGAGAGUGGAAGUCUUGAUUACAACAUACACCACUUAUAUGAACAACAAAAACGCUGUCAAUAUGAUUGAAUGGGACUGUGUGAUCGCAGACGAGUGUCACAAGAUCAAGGAGCGCAAGUCAGGGACCACCCAGUCUAUGAAUGAGAUCAAUGCGUUAUGUCGGAUAGGACUCACCGGCACGGCCAUCCAGAAUAAAUAUGAAGAACUAUGGACCCUUCUCAACUGGACAAACCCCGGUGUUUUAGGUCCGGUAAGCACCUGGAAGGCACAGAUAUCGGACCCUCUGAAGAUCGGACAAUCGCACGAUGCCACCUUGAGCGAGCUCAGUAGAGCACGGAGAACAGCCAAGAAGCUGGUUGAGAACUUACUUCCACAAUUUUUCAUCAGAAGGAUGAAAUCCUUGAUCGCGGACCAGCUGCCCAAAAAGAUCGACCGGGUUGUCUUUUGUCCUCUGACUGAGACACAAGCCGAAGCCUAUGAGAAAUUCCUUGAUAGUGACAUUGUGGAUUAUAUCAAGACAUCUACAGAGCCAUGCGAUUGUAAAUCGGGCAAGAAGGCCGGCUGGUGUUGUCGCAGCCUUAUCCCCGAUAGGGACCCUCCAAACUGGCAAUCCUAUGUGUUUCCUGCUAUAAAUGUGCUUCAAAAGCUCAGCAAUCAUCUGGCAAUCCUGAUCCCGCAAGGAGCAGACCCAAAAGAGAAGCAGGAAAAAGAUAGAGAUUAUCUGGAACUUGCGCUACCUGAACAAUGGGAAGAUCUCUACCGCUCGCGCGACUCGAUCGUCAACUACGCCAACCCCGAGUUUUGCGGUAAAUGGAAGGUUCUGCGGAAGCUACUCAAGUGGUGGCAUUCGAAUGGAGACAAAGUUCUUAUCUUUUCGCACAGCGUGCGUCUUCUCAAGAUGUUGCAAAUGCUGUUUCAUCACACUAGCUACAACGUCAGCUACCUGGAUGGAUCUAUGAGUUUACAAGACCGUGCAAAAGCUGUAGACGAGUUCAAUGCCGACUCCCGACAGUUUGUUUUCCUAAUAUCAACCAAGGCUGGUGGUGUUGGGUUGAACAUCACCUCGGCAAACAAAGUGGUAGUCGUUGAUCCAAACUGGAACCCGUCCUAUGACUUGCAGGCCCAGGACCGGGCCUACCGCAUAGGACAACUUCGCGACGUGGAAGUCUUCCGGCUGAUUUCUGCCGGCACAAUCGAAGAGAUCGUCUACGCUCGACAAAUCUACAAGCAGCAACAGGCAAACAUUGGAUACAACGCAAGCUCCGAGCGUCGGUACUUCAAAGGCGUUCAAGAAAAGAAAGAUCAAAAGGGCGAGAUCUUUGGUCUGAAGAAUUUCUUCGGGUAUCAGAACACGAACAUCGUUCUACGCGACAUCGUCAACAGAACGAAUGUCGCUGAAAGCCGUGCGGGGGUAGAAGUCGUCGACAUAGAUCUCAAAGCAGAAGAAGAAGGCUACGACUACACCGAUCGACCAAUGAAAUCCGAAGACGAGGCAAUGAGCCAACUCGCAUCGAUGAUCUGCGGCGACGAGGACGAAAAAGACAACAAGCCUUCAGCCAAUCUUCCAACACCGCAUAAACACGACCCCGUUCAAGCGAUUCUCGCAAGCGCAGGCGUGGAAUACACCCACCUUAACAAUGAAGUGAUCGGUUCAUCGCGUGUGGAGGAAGACCUCAGUCGUCGUGCUGAACUAGCUCAAGAUGAUACGACAGGUGACCGUCAGGUCUUUAUGUCCUCGCAACCUUUCUCCCAGCCGGCGGAGGAACCUAUGCGGUUCAAGUAUCAUCCUCCGGAGGCUGUCAUACGUCGCCAGUUUUGUAGUAUGGCGCGGCGGUUUGGGUUCGCUGAUGCUACGGAGUUUGCGCUCGUUGUUGAGGGUAUGACCCAGGCGCAGCGGAGAGCUUGUCUUGACCAGUGGUAUCGGGAGAGGAGGGAGAUACUACUUUCUGCGGCUCAAAACACCCCUGAGGGGGAGUGGAUCAAGGAUGAGAAGGUUCCUGAGGAUAUGGAUGAAGAUGAAUGGAUCAAAGAUGAAAAGGGCCCCAAGGAGGAGAGUCCGGGUCCUUGA
Messenger RNA from Penicillium expansum, 2994 nucleotides. RefSeq names its product putative DNA excision repair protein (Rad26L). The coding region runs from base 1 to 2994 and encodes 997 amino acids. The transcript is spliced from 2 exons. Gene Ontology annotation, molecular function: ATP binding; ATP-dependent chromatin remodeler activity. NCBI's taxonomy places the organism in Eukaryota, Fungi, Ascomycota, Eurotiomycetes, Eurotiales, Aspergillaceae. The record is from RefSeq and is a predicted model, not a curated record.